Messenger RNA from Anopheles marshallii, 1917 nucleotides. It is a transcript of the gene Slh, whose product is annotated as protein sly1 homolog. The coding region runs from base 1 to 1917 and encodes 638 amino acids. The transcript has 6 exons. Gene Ontology annotation, molecular function: syntaxin binding. The record is from RefSeq and is a predicted model, not a curated record. Lineage: Eukaryota; Metazoa; Arthropoda; Insecta; Diptera; Culicidae. Gene Ontology annotation, biological process: endoplasmic reticulum to Golgi vesicle-mediated transport; intracellular protein transport. Gene Ontology annotation, cellular component: cytosol; Golgi membrane.
AUGGCGACCCUUAAAGAUCGUCAGAUUAAUGCUAUCAAGCAAAUGCUAAACCUCAAUCAGCCCAUAACGAAAGCCAUAUCCGCCGAACCCGUAUGGAAGCUGUUGAUAUACGAUCGUGCUGGGCAGGAUAUUAUUUCCCCGUUGAUAUCGAUCCGUGAGCUGCGUGAAAUGGGUAUUACGCUGCAUAUUCAGCUACAUUCCGAUCGUGAUUCCAUUCCGGACGUGCCGGCUAUAUACUUUUGUGCCCCAACGGAAGAAAAUCUAGGCCGUAUAGCGCAAGACUUCCAGAACGGGCUGUACGAUGUGUAUCACCUUAACUUUAUUGCACCCAUCUCCCGGCAGAAGUUGGAAGAUUUGGCAGGCGCGGCCUUGCAGGCAGGAUGUGUCGCUAACAUUCACAAGGUGUACGAUCAGUACUUGAACUUUAUUACGCUGGAGGACGAUAUGUUUGUGUUGAAGCACCAGAACAGUGAUGCAUUGUCGUAUUACGCCAUUAACCGUGCCAAUACGCAGGACGUAGAAAUGGAAAACAUCAUGGAUAGCAUCGUGGACAGUUUGUUCGCCGUGUUCGUUACGCUUGGUACCGUACCCAUCAUACGGUGUCCGAAAAACAGUGCCGCCGAAAUGGUGGCCCGAAAGUUGGAGAAAAAGCUCCGUGAAAAUCUGUGGGAUGCUCGGAACAAUUUGUUUCACAUGGAUGCAACACAAACGGGGGCAUUUAGCUUUCAGAGACCGUUGUUGGUGCUGCUGGAUCGAAGCAUCGAUAUGGCGACCCCGUUGCAUCAUACCUGGACUUACCAAGCACUUGCUCACGAUGUGCUGGAGCUCGCGCUGAAUCGUGUUGUGGUGGAAGAGGAUCCAUCAGCAGACCAUCAACAGUACGGUGCGACCGGAGCGAAGCCAAAAAUGAAAGCAUGUGAUUUAGACUCUCGCGAUCGGUUCUGGUGUACGCACAAAGGGAGUCCAUUUCCGACGGUGGCCGAAGCGAUACAGGAAGAGCUGGAACAGUAUCGCUCCUCGGAAGAAGAGAUCAAAAAGCUUAAAACAACUAUGGGCAUCGAUGGGGAAUCGGAUGCCGCAUUUUCGAUGGUGAACGAUAAUACGGCCAAACUGACCAGUGCCGUCAACUCACUGCCACAGCUGCUGGAAAAGAAGCGUCUGAUCGAUAUGCACACGAAAAUUGCGACUUCCAUCCUGAACUACAUCAAAUCGCGCCGGUUAGAUUCGUUUUUUGAGCUGGAAGAAAAAAUCAUGUCCAAGCAGGCGCUCGAUCGUGCGUUGAUUGAAUUGUUGAAGGAUCCGGAAUUUGGCCUACCUGAGGAUAAGAUGCGACUGUUUAUCAUCUAUUACAUCUGCAGUAACGUAACUGAUGCGGAAUUUAAGCGCCUGGAGGAAACGUUGAAAGAGUGCGAAUGUGAUUUGUCUCCAUUGCCGUACAUACAACGAUGGAAGAGCAUCAUGAAGAGCACACUAACUAACUCGAACCAAUACGAAGGAAGUGGCACAAAAACGGUGUCCAUGUUUUCGAAGCUCGUAUCCCAAGGAUCGUCCUUCGUGAUGGAAGGUGUAAAGAACUUAGUAGUUAAAAGACACAAUCUUCCCGUCACCAAAAUCACGGAACAGCUGAUGGAGUGCCGGUCUGGUGGUUCCGAGGUAGACGACUAUCUGUACCUCGAUCCGAAGCUACUCAAGGGUAGCGAUGUGGUGCCGAAAAAUCGAUCCCCAUUCCAGGACGCCAUCGUGUUCGUGGUCGGUGGUGGUAACUACAUCGAGUAUCAGAACUUGGUCGAUUUCAUCAAAUCCAAGCAAAGCACCAACAGCAUUCGGCGCAUUAUUUACGGUGCCUCAACGCUAACGAACGCGAAACAGUUCCUGAAGCAACUCUCACUGCUGGGCCAGGAGAUUGCCGGUGCAUAG